Molecule: messenger RNA, 908 nt
Organism: Gorilla gorilla gorilla (western lowland gorilla)
Lineage: Eukaryota; Metazoa; Chordata; Mammalia; Primates; Hominidae
Product: haptoglobin-related protein
Exons: 7
Coding region: 121-486 (121 amino acids)
Source: RefSeq, a predicted model, not a curated record
UUUGUAGUUUUGUUACUGGAAAAGAUAGAGACCUUACCAGGUCCAAAGUUUGUAGACACAGGAAUUACGAAAUGGAGAAGGGGGAGAAGUGAGCUAGUGGCAGCAUAAAAAGACCAGCAGAUGCCCCACAGCACUGCUCUUCCAGAGGCAAGACCAACCAAGAUGAGUGACCUGGGAGCUGUCAUUUCCCUCCUGCUCUGGGGACGACAGCUUUUUGCACUGUACUCAGGCAAUGAUGUCACGGAUACUUCAGAUGACCGCUUCCCGAAGCCCCCUGAGAUUGCAAAUGGCUAUGUGGAGCAUUUGUUUCGCUACCAGUGUAAGAACUACUACAGGCUGCGCACAGAAGGAGAUGGAGUGUACACCUUAAAUGAUAAGAAGCAGUGGAUAAAUAAGGCUGUUGGAGAUAAACUUCCUGAAUGUGAAGCAGGGUCUAGUCAUCUCUGUGAAGCUCUCCUCACAGGCACCCUGCAGAUUCAUCAAUAAACUUCAACAGCAAUGCAGGAAGAAACAGACCAACAACUUGGGAAGAAAAGAUCGUCACAUACUGCAAUGACCAGGUAACUCUGGUUACAGACCAAGAACUAAAAGUCUUUUAGCACAGGCACCACCCCUAGAGUUUCCAGUACAGCAAUAUCAGGCUGGGGACCACGUCCUAGUCAAAAGUUGGAGAGAAGGAAAACCUGAACUGGCUUGGGAAGGACCCUACCUAGUGCUUCUAACCACCAAGACCGCAGUUUGAAAAGCAGAAAGAGGAUGGACUCAUCACACCCGGGUCAAAAGAGCACCACCUUCUCCAGAAUCAUGGACAGCUAUUCCAGGGCCAACCCCAGCCAAGUUAAAGCUAAAACGGGUUUGAUCCUCUUAUACUGCAUCUCUUUCUUUUCCCCUUCUAUUGCUAAUCCUCU